AUGCGACCCCUCGAUUUGGGCGCCGAUGUGACACUUAUCAGCACCACGAAGUUCGUGGACGGGCACAACAUGACUGUUGGAGGUGCGCUUGUGACGAAGCGGAAGGAUCUGGAUGAAAAGGUGCGCCUCACACAGAAUAUUCUUGGCAAUCAAAUGUCUCCGUUUGUUGCGUACUUGCAGCUGCAGACGGUCAAAACACUCUCGUUGCGUGUGGCGAAGCAGAGCGAGAACGCGCAAAAAGUGGCAGAGUUCCUUGAGACCCAUCGUGCUGUCGAGAAGGUGAUGUACCCAGGCCUGAAGAGUUUCCCGCAGAAGGCGCUUGCCGACCGCCAACAUGCCAAUAACUGCCACGGCGGCAUGUUGUGGUUUGAGGUGAGGGGUGGCACGGCGGCGGGACGGAAGCUCAUGGAUACGGUGCCGCGUCCUUGGUCACUCUGCGAAAACCUUGGUGCGACCGAGAGCAUCAUCACGUGUCCGGCCGUGAUGACGCAUGCAAACAUGACAACGGAAGAUCGUUUGAAGGUCGGAAUCACCGAUGGGUUCAUUCGCGUCUCCUGCGGCAUCGAAGAAGCAAAGGAUCUAAUUGAUGCGCUCAAGACUGCGUUGGAUGCGCUUUAA
Trypanosoma conorhini is the source of this 618-nucleotide messenger RNA. RefSeq names its product cystathione gamma lyase. Gene Ontology annotation, cellular component: cytoplasm. The transcript has a single exon. Gene Ontology annotation, biological process: transsulfuration. Bases 1 to 618 code for a protein of 205 amino acids. The record is from RefSeq and is a predicted model, not a curated record. Lineage: Eukaryota; Euglenozoa; Kinetoplastea; Trypanosomatida; Trypanosomatidae. Gene Ontology annotation, molecular function: carbon-sulfur lyase activity; pyridoxal phosphate binding.